UGUUCUGCUGUGCAGUUUUGUGAACUCCUCUCGCGGGUGGCAGAUAAAAAAUCGCGACUUUCCCGAUCAAGUGUUGCUGUGAAUGUAAUGAAAAGUGCGCUAAAGUGAAGAUUCACGAAUGGUACGAUUAUUAUGAAUGGAUUUGACCGGUUUUGAUCCGGAUUGGGGGGUGUUUUUGUCGCGUCAAAAUUUCAGGUCAACUUUUUUUUUCUUGCAAUUGUGAAAAGUCUUGGAGAAGCAUGUACAACAAUGAUCUAGCUUGCCCGCUGGUAGAGGCGAUGUUGGCGGUAGAAUAUGCCCGUGUGUGAGUGCCUACUACUGACAGUUCUCUCCGUGAAGCUUGGCGCUCGCUGUGGGUGUUUGUGACUGCGUCUGUUUGGCAGCAGGACAGCGUUGUCAGAUUGACAAAAUACAGAAAUACUAAACUAAAUUACAUAUUGAAAUAUGAGAAUCGCUCAUGAAGAAAUUAAUUAGUGCUAUUCUUGUGUGAUUUCUAGUGCAUUUUCCUUCAAUUUAUUAAAUAUCGGAUAUUUGUUGUUACAGUGAAAAAACGUUCACCUGGAUUUAUUGUUUCAGCGCAUCACAUCUCACGGCUCUUUGCGCCAUCCACAAGCUGCCAUCGCCUUCACCGUGGCGUCGUCCGUCAAGGAAAUGGGCGAAGUUGGAGUGGCCGCCAACGAACAUCCCACGUCCGACGAGGUCAAGGAGAAUGGCGAAAUAAACGGCAACAGCGCUAAACCGAAGCUGGACAAAGUGAACGAUAUUUCUGCUAAGGUAGGGCCGCUCGUCGAGGAGCAGAAGCCGCAGGAUAUCAGUCCAAAAGGGGCCACUGCUAGCGAAAGCAGUGAGGUGGAUGAGAACUCACAAGCCUCACGUCCGAUCAGCAGCAAUGGACAUACUGAAGGGGAAGAUGAUGAAACGUCGCAAGAUGCUGGUGGUGAGACGGAAGAAAGCAGACCGGAUAUGGUGCCACAGGAUAGUGAAAACCAGGACACAGUAGAAUCAAUGGAGGUGGAUGAAGAGGAAGAUGAUGGUGGAAGAAAAUCACAAAUCUCCGAUGAAAAUAGCGGUAAGGAUCCGCUAGAUGAUGGAGUCAGUGUGACUAGUUCAGUGGAUCAGAAAUCCAAAGGGGAUACUGAGUCCAUGGAUGUCGAUGCACCUACCAAUGGCCACAGUACGACUGAUAAGACGGACGGAGAGGUGAUCGAUGACGAUAGUGACAAACCGGUCAGUAUUAAUUCGGAUUCUGAGAACGAAGAAGAUCGCCCUGAGCCAAUUAAAAUUUUGGCUCCAGAAAGUUUGGAUGGAAAUUCCAAAUCAAAUGACGCCAUCUCAAUGUCCAGCAAAUCCAAUGGAGAUAAUUCAAAGCAGCACAACGGUGAUUGUGAUAACGACGUGACAAUUCUUAGCGACAAAGAGGAAGAUUGUGUGGUGAUUGAUGACGAAGAUGGAGAUUCAAACAUUAGCGGCACGCCUAGUCAAAAGAAACUGGAUAUUGGUGAGUUAUCACCUAGAAGAAGUUCAAGGGUGAGAAAAAGUACCCUGCCUCAGGAUAUUUCCACUAUCGAUGAUGAUGACGAUAUUGAAGAAAUUAUCGAUGACCCGCUAAAUAUUGCUGCUGCCAAAAAACCACGGCUUUCGAUUAAUCAAUCGUUACAGCAAAAUUCUUUCAAACCCCAGUUGGCGAUGAACCCGCAACCACAAAAAUCACUUCUGCCAGGUAGUAACCCAAGUAGUACCACAAAGGAACCAACACUGGUCAUAAUCGAUACUAACACGCUGAUGAAUCGUUCCAACCCAACGACGCCAAAGUCGCUCAAUAGUUCGUAUUCAUCCCUCCCGUUAGGAUUGUCACCGAAUAGUUCGUUCAAUUCACCUCGCAGCGUCCUUAACCCGGUGGCUGCUGUUUCAAACUUCAUCUCGAAAACAAACCCGCCGCCAUUGGCGCCUGUUACUCCCCUGCUGCCUGCUUUGACAGACGAUAUGUUUGUGUUGGAAGCUCCUUCCUUCAUCGUUCCUUAUAUCUACGAAAAGCCCCCACAAGAAAAUCUUCGGGAUAUUGUCAACGAACUGGAGGUAAGAAUUAAGGAAAUGCGCAAAAAGUUGGAGGAAACUACUAAAGAUGAAGAUAGCAAUAGCAAAAUUGAUGACGAAAACAGCCAGGAAACCGCGGAUAGUGCCGAGAAAAAAUCAUCAACAUCUGCAGAACCUGAGUCCGAGGUAGACAAAAAGAAAAAGUCGAAGCGAAAACGAAUGCCUGAUGACGAUGAAGAGUGGGAUGAGCUAGACACUUCAACAGACGACGAAGCUUCCGAUGAGGAACAUAAAACUAAAGUUCUCAUCAAGGAGGUGCAAUCGGACAUUGAAAUGAUCAAGGAGCACAUAAUUACCCCUGUGUCAAAGGACGAUCUAUCCAGUAGUACUCAGACUGAUACGAAAAAGUCGGAGAACUAUUUCGAAAAUCCUCUCGGCAAAUUUUUUAUGAACAUCGGUGUAAACCUGGUACAGGAGUAUGUACAGACCGAUUUGCUUCGACAGCAAAAAAAGAAACGUGACCGGGAAGGCAAACCAUCCGCCAGCACUCAGAUGGCCAUUAAUUCACUGAUGAAGAAUCUGGAACUUAGCAAGGAAAACAACAGACCGUUCAAAUAUGACAUGAAACGUUGCGAGUACUGUUCCUUCAAAUCGGAAUCGGCUUUAGCAAUGGCGCACCAUUACGAGACACCACACAUGCGCAGCUACGUCUACAAGUGUAAUUUCUGUUCGUAUGAAACCCGUCCGCCACAUGACAUUCUCUACCACAUGGAAGCGAUACACAACGUCAAGGGUCGACUGGAGAAAGCGGCAAUGUACCAUGCAUGCCCCAAUUGCCCGUUCGAGGAUAACGGGAAAUCUAAACUUGCCCGGCACGCCGUGGCCUGUGCGAAGAAAUUUCGACCAGAGAUCAAUCUGAACCCACCGAUCGACUGGGAACCGCCGGCGAAAAUACCGCGCAUUAAACCCAAGCACGGGCUAGUAGGAACUGCGACGGCCUAUCAGGCUAUGACCGCCCAGCAGCAGAAAAAUCUAGCCCUGGCCACACAGCGAAUACAAGCAGUCAACAACAUCAGCCCGGUCAACAUGAACAACAUGUCGGCGGCGGCGCAGGCGGCUGCGCUGCGUGCUCGAACUGGUCGACCGCAACCUAUUUCACCGGCUACGCAAACGAACCUGCUCCGACCAGGUGCCGGUAACGUUGGCAACCUGCGAACGUCUAUGUCCCCCGGAAUGGUAAUACCCAAUAACUUCCAGCUCUCUGCAGCGGCAAUCGCCGCUGCCGCUAAUAAGUUUUUGCCGAACGCUGCUGGACGAUCUCUUCUAGCGAACACUAAUGCAUCGGUAACGAUUCAGAACUCUAUGGGAAUGAAACCAGGUAUGAAACCUUCGCAGACGCCCAGCAUCUCCAUUACUCCUCUUCCUCGACAACCCAAUCCUACAAACAUGGCAGUCGCGGGAGCACUGUCCAAACUACAGGCAGCCGGCACGUCGGCGAUAAAGCCAGGACAGAACCCAGCCGGCGCCAAGACGGCAUUCGUCGUUUGCGAAAUCUGCGAUGGUUACAUCAAGGAUCUGGAUCAACUGCGUAAUCAUAUGCAAUGGAUACACAAAGUGAAGAUUCACCCGAAGAUGAUCUACAAUCGGCCUCCACUGAAUUGUCAAAAGUGUCAGUACCGUUUCUUCACCGAUCAGGGUCUAGAACGACAUUUGCUGGGCUCGCACGGCCUGGUGACAAGCUCGAUGCAGGAAGCCGCCAACAAGGGGAAGGAUGCGGGACGUUGUCCGGUUUGUGGACGGGUGUACCAGUGGAAGUUACUGAAUCAUGUUUCCCGAGAUCACAACAUGACACUGAAACCGGCUCACCUGUCCUACAAAUGUACAGUAUGUACGGCCACAUUCGGCAUGUACAAGCAGUUUGAGAGCCACGUGUAUUCAGCGCACAGCACGGUCGCGAAGAAAGCACUUGACAACAAGAACAAACCGCAACCAGCAGGAACGGGAUCCGGUGGCAGCAGUGGUAGCGGUAUUCCAAUGCGAAAUUCGGUCGGUGGUAAUGAUUCGCUGCUGAAACCGUUGAAGAUCAACGACGAAAUUACGAUUAUACCGCAACCGGCGGGCAAUAAGAGUGGUGUACCGAAAACGAUUGAAAUCGAAAGUCAUGUUAUAGAUUGAACAUCGCCUUCGGUUUUACCAUUUCAUUAGGACAGAGUUUUCUACUAUACCAAUUACCACUUUCUGAUCAGAUGUAUCUUGUAAACAAAGCUGCACAGAAAAAAACCCAAUAUUAAGGCAAGCUGAAAAUAAAGCAUUAAGCGCAGAUUCUUUCUUUCUACUUACUCU
Molecule: messenger RNA, 4377 nt
Organism: Topomyia yanbarensis
Lineage: Eukaryota; Metazoa; Arthropoda; Insecta; Diptera; Culicidae
Gene: MEP-1
Product: MOG interacting and ectopic P-granules protein 1
Exons: 8
Coding region: 652-4209 (1185 amino acids)
Biological process (GO): regulation of gene expression
Cellular component (GO): nucleus
Source: RefSeq, a predicted model, not a curated record